Lycium barbarum (goji berry) is the source of this 1092-nucleotide messenger RNA. RefSeq names its product xyloglucan endotransglucosylase protein 2-like. Bases 76 to 978 code for a protein of 300 amino acids. The transcript has 4 exons. Lineage: Eukaryota; Viridiplantae; Streptophyta; Magnoliopsida; Solanales; Solanaceae. Gene Ontology annotation, biological process: xyloglucan metabolic process; cell wall biogenesis. The record is from RefSeq and is a predicted model, not a curated record. Gene Ontology annotation, molecular function: hydrolase activity, hydrolyzing O-glycosyl compounds; xyloglucan:xyloglucosyl transferase activity. Gene Ontology annotation, cellular component: cell wall; apoplast.
CCUCUUAGUGGGAUUCUAUUCAUUAUUGCUUGUGCUCUGUAAAAGAGUGAAGAGCAAAACUAGAAUAGAACCAUUAUGGGCUUCAAAUGGAUGAUUUUGUUGGUGGUGUGUGUGCUAUUUAUAGGAGGAGCAAUGGGAGUUAAGCCCAAGAAGCCAGUGGAUGUGCCAUUUGGAAGAAACUAUGAGCCUAGUUGGGCUUUGGAUCAUAUCAAAUACAUCAAUGGUGGUUCGGAGAUCCAGCUCAACCUUGACAAUCGCACUGGUACUGGCUUCCAGUCAAAAGGAUCUUAUUUAUUUGGGCACUUUGCCAUGCACAUAAAGAUGGUUGCUGGUGAUUCUGCAGGCACUGUCACUGCUUUCUAUCUAUCUUCUCAAAAUAACGAGCAUGAUGAAAUAGACUUUGAGUUCUUGGGAAACAAAACAGGUGAACCAUACAUUUUACAAACAAAUGUAUACACUGGAGGGAAAGGUGACAAGGAACAGAGGAUUUACUUAUGGUUUGAUCCAACCAAAGAUUAUCACACCUACUCUGUCUUGUGGAAUCUUCACCAGAUUGUGUUCUUUGUGGAUGAAUACCCCAUAAGAGUGUUUAAGAACAGCAAGGACAUAGGUGUCAAAUUCCCAUUUGACCAACCAAUGAAGAUAUACUCAAGCCUAUGGGAAGCAGAUGAUUGGGCCACAAGAGGUGGAUUAGAGAAAAUUGAUUGGUCCAAUGCACCCUUUGUUGCCUCUUAUAGAGGCUUUCACAUUGAUGGUUGUGAAUCCUCUGUCAAUGCCAAAUAUUGUGCCACUCAAGGUAAAAGUUGGUGGGAUCAAAAGGGAUUUCAAGAUUUGGACAAGUACCAAUGGAGACUUUUGAGAAGGGUUAGAGACAAGUAUACAAUUUAUAACUAUUGUACUGAUAAAAAGAGGUUCCCUACAAUGCCACCAGAGUGUAAGAGGGACAGAGAUGUACCAAGAAAUUCAAAAAAGAAUUAAGUCCCUUAUAAAGUUUGUGAUAUGAUAGAUUUUGAGUUUAUUUAUGCACGAAGGGUGUAAUAUUGUAUGUGUACCAAGUCUACUAUAACAUUUCAAUAAUUGAUAAUUAUUCCU